Molecule: messenger RNA, 753 nt
Organism: Apus apus (common swift)
Lineage: Eukaryota; Metazoa; Chordata; Aves; Apodiformes; Apodidae
Gene: PLN
Product: phospholamban
Exons: 3
Coding region: 406-564 (52 amino acids)
Biological process (GO): negative regulation of calcium ion import into sarcoplasmic reticulum; negative regulation of ATPase-coupled calcium transmembrane transporter activity; negative regulation of heart rate
Cellular component (GO): sarcoplasmic reticulum; membrane
Molecular function (GO): ATPase inhibitor activity
Source: RefSeq, a predicted model, not a curated record
CUGCUGUAAACAAGUUUAGAGAAGCGUCUGCCUAUGUCAGAAGGCAGAAAUGGGACCAAUCACAAUUUGUGAGCUGCUGAAUGACACCGGGAGUCCUGCCUCUGAAACUUUUGUUAUUUUUUCCCUCAACCUAUUUCAGUUGUUCCCACAACUUCGUCACAGACUCAGACGAGUUGCCAGAGACCUACAGACACUUCCCACAGCCCAGAGCAAGCUCCUCUGUGCUUCACUAACAGUCACACCAGAGGUGGGUGACAGCACCAUGGAGGAUUAACAAGCAAGCUCCACAAAGGCUGCCUAAAACAAAAAGAGAAGAUAACAGCCACUUCGCACUGUUCCUGACAACUUUUCUUCUUUCCCACACUUCUAAAACCUCUGAUUUGUGUGCUCUGCUUUCUGGUUGCCAUGGAGAAGGUCCAGCAAAUAACCCGCUCUGCUAUGAGGAGAGCCUCAACUAUUGAGGUCAACCCACAAGCACGCCAAAGGCUCCAAGAGCUCUUUGUGAAUUUCUGCCUGAUUUUAAUUUGCCUCUUGCUGAUCUGUAUCAUUGUGAUGCUCCUCUGAAGCUCAGUACUUCUCUGCACUGUCCUCUAGGAAAGUCACCUCAAAGGGAAGACAGACCUUGACCUGCAACUCCCACUGCAUGGAUCCUCUUGUGGGAGGGGCUAGCACUUGGACUAGAGCUGUAUGCCAACCAUCGCGCUCUUCUCUUUCUACCUGCUACAUGUAUUAAAAACACACUUCUGUGCAGAA